This is a messenger RNA of Trichechus manatus latirostris (Florida manatee), 2715 nucleotides long. It is a transcript of the gene LGR5, whose product is annotated as leucine rich repeat containing G protein-coupled receptor 5. NCBI's taxonomy places the organism in Eukaryota, Metazoa, Chordata, Mammalia, Sirenia, Trichechidae. The coding region runs from base 1 to 2715 and encodes 904 amino acids. Gene Ontology annotation, biological process: hormone-mediated signaling pathway; adenylate cyclase-activating G protein-coupled receptor signaling pathway; activation of adenylate cyclase activity. The transcript has 18 exons. Gene Ontology annotation, cellular component: plasma membrane. Gene Ontology annotation, molecular function: protein-hormone receptor activity; G protein-coupled peptide receptor activity; protein binding. The record is from RefSeq and is a predicted model, not a curated record.
AUGGACACCUCCCGCGUCUGCGUGCUCCUGUCUUUGCCCAUUCUGCUGCAGCUGGUGGCCGGGGGCGGCUCGCUGAGGCCAGGCGGGCCGCUGCGAGGGUGCCCGGCGCACUGUCAGUGCGAGCCCGACGGCAGGAUGCUGCUCAGGGUGGACUGCUCCGACCUGGGGCUCUCCGAGCUGCCCUCCAACCUCAGCGUCUUCACCUCCUACCUAGACCUCAGUAUGAACAACAUCAGUCAGCUGCCCCCGAAUCCCCUGCACAAUCUCCGCUUCCUAGAGGAGCUACGUCUUGCCGGAAACUCUUUGACACACAUUCCCAAGGGAGCAUUUGCUGGUCUUUACAGUCUUAAAGUUCUUAUGCUACAGAAUAAUCAAUUAAGGCAAGUACCCACGGAAGCGCUCCAGAAUUUGCGAAGCCUUCAGUCCCUGCGUCUGGAUGCCAACCACAUCAGCUACGUGCCCCCAAGCUGUUUCAGUGGUCUGCACUCCCUGAGGCACCUGUGGCUGGAUGACAAUGCUUUGACAGAAAUCCCCGUCCAGCCUUUCAGAACUUUAUCAGCUUUGCAGGCCAUGACCUUGGCCCUGAACAAAAUACGCCACAUACCAGACUACGCCUUUGGAAACCUCUCCAGCUUGGUAGUUCUGCAUCUCCAUAACAAUAGAAUCCACUCCCUGGGAAAGAAAUGCUUUGAUGGGCUCCACAGCCUGGAGACUUUAGAUUUAAAUUACAAUAACCUUGAUGAAUUCCCCACUGCAAUCACAACACUCUCCAACCUUAAAGAACUAGGAUUUCAUAGCAACAAUAUCAAGUCGAUACCUGAAAAAGCAUUUGUAGGCAACCCUUCUCUUAUUACAAUACAUUUCUAUGACAACCCCAUCCAGCUUGUUGGAAGAUCAGCUUUUCAACAUUUACCUGAACUAAGAACGCUGACUUUGAAUGGUGCCUCACAAAUAACUGAAUUUCCUGAUCUAACUGGAACUGCCAGCCUGGAGAGUCUGACCUUAACUGGAGCACAGAUCUCAUCUCUUCCCCAAACUGUCUGUGAUCAGUUACCUAAUCUCCAAGUGCUAGAUCUGUCUUACAACCAGCUAGAAGAUUUACCCAGUUUUUCAGUCUGCCAAAAACUUCAGAAAAUUGACCUCCAGCAUAAUGAAAUCUAUGAAAUUAAAGUUGACACUUUCCAGCAGUUGCUUAGCCUCAGAGCUCUAAAUUUAGCUUGGAACAAAAUUGCUAUUAUUCACUCCAAUGCAUUUUCUACUUUGCCAUCUCUAAUAAAACUGGACCUAUCGUCCAACCGCCUGUCAUCUUUUCCUGUAACUGGGUUACAUGGUUUAACUCACUUAAAAUUAACAGGAAAUCAUGCCUUACAGAGCUUGAUAUCAUCUGAAAGCUUUCCAGAACUCAAGGUUAUAGAAAUGCCUUAUGCUUACCAGUGCUGUGCAUUUGGUAUAUGUGAGAAUGUCUAUAAAAUUUCUAAUCAGUGGAAUAAAGGUGACAACAACACUGUAGACGACCUUCAUAAGAAAGAUGCUGGACUGUUUCAUGUUCAAGAUGACCUUGAAGACUUCCUGUUUGACUUUGAGGAAGACCUGAAAGCCCUUCAUUCGGCACAGUGCUCACCUUCCCCAGGUCCCUUCAAACCCUGUGAACACCUGUUUGGUAGCUGGCUGAUCCGACUCGGAGUCUGGACCAUAGCAGUUUUGGCACUUACUUGCAAUGCCUUGGUGACUUCAACAGUCUUCAGAUCCCGUCUGUAUAUUUCCUCCAUAAAACUGCUAAUUGGUUUGAUAGCAGUGGUGAACAUGCUCAUGGGGGUCUCCAGUGCUGUGCUGGCUGGUGUGGAUGCAUUCACUUUUGGCAGCUUUGCACAAUAUGGUGCAUGGUGGGAGAAGGGGGUCGGUUGCCAAGUCAUCGGUUUUCUGUCCAUUUUUGCUUCAGAGUCAUCUGUUUUCCUGCUUACUCUGGCAGCCCUGGAGCGUGGUUUCUCAGUGAAAUGUUCUGCAAAAUUUGAAACAAAAACUUUUUCCAGUCUGAAAGCAGUCAUUUUGCUCUGCCUCAUGCUGGCCCUGAUCAUUGCCACAGUGCCCCUGCUGGGCAGCAGUGAGUACAGCGCCUCCCCUCUCUGCCUGCCCCUGCCCUUUGGGGAGCCCAGCACCACAGGCUACACGGUUGCUCUGGUCUUGCUCAACUCCCUUUGCUUCCUUAUGAUGACUGUUGCCUACACCAAGCUCUACUGCAGUUUGGAAAAGGGAGACCUGGAGAAUAUUUGGGACUGUUCAAUGGUGAAGCACAUUGCUCUAUUACUCUUCACCAACUGUAUCCUUUACUGCCCUGUGGCCUUCUUGUCCUUCUCCUCUUUACUAAACCUCACGUUUAUCAGUCCCGAAGUAAUUAAGUUUAUCCUUCUGGUGAUUGUCCCACUUCCUGGGUGUCUCAAUCCCCUUCUCUACAUCCUCUUCAAUCCACAUUUUAAGGAGGAUCUGGGGAGCCUGGGAAAGCAAACCCACUUUUGGACAAGAUCAAAACAUUCAAGCCUCUUGUCUGUUAACUCUGAUGAUGUCGAGAAGCAGUCCUGUGAUUCAACCCAAGCCUUGGUAACCUUUACCAGCGCCAGCAUAGCCUACGACCUGCCUUCCAAUUCCGUGUCAUCGUCAGCUUACCCAAUGACUGAAAGCUGUCAUCUUUCAUCAGUGCCUUUUGUCCCGUGUCUCUAA